Molecule: messenger RNA, 2650 nt
Organism: Cyprinus carpio (common carp)
Lineage: Eukaryota; Metazoa; Chordata; Actinopteri; Cypriniformes; Cyprinidae
Gene: ahsa1a
Product: activator of 90 kDa heat shock protein ATPase homolog 1-like
Exons: 9
Coding region: 375-1391 (338 amino acids)
Biological process (GO): positive regulation of ATP-dependent activity; protein folding
Cellular component (GO): cytosol
Molecular function (GO): ATPase activator activity; protein-folding chaperone binding
Source: RefSeq, a predicted model, not a curated record
GAAGCUUCUUCACUCAGUUCCGGUUCUAGGACUUUCUAUGGGGGCUUAAUAAAGGUCUAGGGGGACAGCUGCGAGCUAGUUAAGCGGACAACUAACCUCUCGAAUGCUCCUUGAAUAUUUCCUCCCUGCCUCCUUCGGAUUUCCUUAAGAGAUUUGUUUUGUUAGUCUUAUAUAGGUAUACUCGUUCGGUCCUUCACUGGUCCUGUAUAUUCUCAUGAAUAUUUAUGCUACUCCAUCGACGCAGCAAAUCAGCUGAGCUCCUUCUGCAUACGUUUAUUGUGUAAUUCACAAAUUUACAUCUGUCAAUCCCUGAGGUACUAUCCCGCAACCGCAGUUUAUCGGAACAUCUCAGUUCUUUUAAAUUAAAUUCUGUCAUGGCCAAAUGGGGAGAAGGAGACCCGCGCUGGAUUGUGGAAGAAAGAGCAGAUGCGACAAAUGUCAAUAACUGGCACUGGACAGAGAGAGAUGUCACAAGCUGGUCUCAAGAUACAAUAAAUAGCCUUCUUCUUGGGCUUCGUGUAGAGGGUGAAGAAGGCUCAUGCGAGAUCACAGACGUCAGCAAUAUAGAUGGCGAGGCCUCUAUCAACAACCGCAAAGGGAAACUCAUCUACUUCUAUGAGUGGGUUGUUAAAGCCUCAUGGACUGGUACAAAUAAAAUAGGAAUCAAAUAUAAAGGCACUGUGGAAAUACUGAAUCUCUCUGAUGAAAAUGACAUGGAUGACUUAGAUAUUUGUGUUAGACUUUGUAAAGACCAGCCAAACACACCUCUGACUGACCUCAUGAGGAAGGAGGGAGUCAAGAAAAUCAGAAUGGCACUGGGCAACUAUGUCAAACAUCUCAAAACAGAGUUCUCUCAGGGUAUGAUUUUACCAACAGAAAAUGCAAUUAACGGACAGAAUCAGGAGACACAAGCCAAGGUCAAAACUAGACAAACACAGAUGGGAUCCUCCACAACAAAAAGCACUCCCAACACUGGAGUUAAAAUUUCAACAGUAUCUUUGACUAUAAAAGAUACCUUUCUCACCUCACCAGAAGAGUUGUACAGGGUUUUCCUAAACCAAGAGAUGGUACAAGCAUUUACACACCUGGCUGCCUUUGUGGAUGGGUGCUCAGGUGGCAAAUUCCGGCUGCUGGAAGGAAAUGUUAAUGGGCAGUUUGCAGAACUGAUUCCAGACCAGAAAAUUGUCAUGAAAUGGAGGUUUUCAAGUUGGCCAGCUGGACACGCAGCAACUGUCAUUUUAAACUUCGUAAAUCAAGGCAGUGAGACAGAGCUGAUUCUGGAGGCCAGAGGAGUUCCCAGCAAUGACGAGGAAAGAAUGAAAGAGGGCUGGCAGAGAUACUACUUUGAUGCCAUUAAACAGACGUUUGGUUAUGGAGCAAGACUCUGUUAAGCCAAAGCUCAUGUUGUGCCAUGCCAGAAAAUCGGGACAUAAUACAAAUAGAUAAAAAAAAAACACCUGCAAACAUGAAACACUUGUUGUAUUUACUGCAUGCGCUAGAUAAUUGCUGGAUUCCAACAAACAUCUGUGCCUUUACAGUGAAAAAUAGGUGCCUGGAUUUUUUUUUUUUUUUUUUUGUAUUUGCUAUUGCAUUUGCAUUAGUGCUUCUCGUGUUUGAAUGUAAUAUGUGUGUGUAGCGCCCCCUACCUGUCUUUAUGUUGAUUAAAUAGGGCAGCGCACCAGAUUCAUUAACUAUGUGCCUACAGAUGUUGAAGUUAGGCCCCUCUGGUGUCACAAAUUAUUUACUUCUCCUUUAGAAGUUAUUAAUAAUUAUGUACUAUACUCAAAUGUAAUAUAUAUAAUAUAUUAUCUAUAUACUAUAAUAAAUAGUCAAGCACAAACUCUUAGAUAAGUAACAAAAUAUAAAGAAUUUAAUUAGAACAGAAGCAGAAAGUCAAAGAUAGAAUUUGAAUGCUGUGAUGUAUUCACACAAUCACAUAGACUUUAGAUCUGACCAAAUUAACCCCCCAAAAAGCUAUAUCUCAGGGGACAGGAGUACAGGAAUGGUCUCUGUAACAAAACACUCAGAAUUAAAGGAACGAGUGACUUCACUUGAAAUGAAAUGUACAAACUUAUUCACUCUGGAUGUCAGAAAUCACUUGGAAUAUUCACAGUUAAUAAGCACGCUGAAUAAACACAAUAUGAAAGAAAAUUAAACUUUGUGGGCCCACAUACACAAACAUAAACAUACACACACACCGUUGCAGGCCUGGAUCGUAGCUUGUGUUCGUGGUGGCCGGGAAACUGACAAAUGGCCCCUUCACUCUCCUGAGCACAAACAAAAUCAACACUGGUACCUCAAUUUGAUGUGUGAAGCAAACCGCGAUCCUGGACUCCUGUAUUAGGCCUCCCGCAGCUCCUCGGUCUUGCUCUCUCGCCCGCCGAGGAAACCGCUCCUCCCACGCAGCCAGAGGAACCCCAAAUAUCGCGGGUAUUUGGGGCGCUAUCUGGUCCUCAAUUUCCCCUGCGUCGUGCAGGAAACAACACUGCUUCACGGAUCAAUCGGUUCUGUGUAAAUGUUCCGCUAAUUUAACAGUCCGGUUCAGAUGAAUGACGUGUAACUGUUACUGGAUAUUAACGAACAGUCCGUGCGCGUGACUGACGAUUAAAGAUAACGGAAUGUCGUAUAAACACUCACAGCGAACUCACAA